Molecule: messenger RNA, 1017 nt
Organism: Caenorhabditis briggsae
Lineage: Eukaryota; Metazoa; Nematoda; Chromadorea; Rhabditida; Rhabditidae
Exons: 3
Coding region: 1-1017 (338 amino acids)
Biological process (GO): olfactory behavior; G protein-coupled receptor signaling pathway
Molecular function (GO): G protein-coupled olfactory receptor activity
Source: RefSeq, a predicted model, not a curated record
AUGAGUGAGCACGUGCUCUGGAGGAAUAUUGUCAACUAUUUCAAGUACACUUGUUCAGGAUGCGCUACCAUCUUCAACAUUGUUCUUAUUUCUCUUGUCAUUUUUCGCUCUCCCAAGUCAUUGGGCGCAUAUAAAUAUCUCAUGAUUUACAUCUCAGCAUUUGACAUUUUCUACUCAGUUUGGGAUGUAGUCUGGAAACCAGUUGUGUACUCCUAUGGCUCCGCAUUCACAGUUUUCCGUCAUUGCAAGGACUCAUUUUUCAGCCGUGAACUCAGUUUCCACAUGGUGGUUGCAUACUGUGCGUGUUUUACUUUCUCACUGGCCUGUUUCGGUGUUCAUUUUGUUUAUCGGUACGGCUCCCUAAAUAAUGAAUUUCGUGAAAAGUAUAUUAACGGGAAGAAAAUGUGUGUUCUGUUCAUAAUACCAAUUGUGUAUGGAUGUUGGUGGUUUACUAUCAGCGCAACAAUGUUUCAUUUUGAUGACUUCACUGAUGAGUACUUGAAUAUCGGUUUCCAUGAAGAUUUCUAUUAUGACACAAAAGAAGCUGCUAUUAUGGUGAUUCUUUUCUAUUGGCCAAGCAAUGAUGGAAAACUUCACCCAAACUGGAAAACACUGACGGCGAUGGCAAAUGUCUGGUUUAUGAGUUUCACGUCUAUGUUUUGUGUGGGUUACUGUGGCAUAAAAUGCUACAAAACUAUAACCAAAGCGUUUGCGAUAAUUCAGACGCAGUCCAAAGUGGCUAAGACAUUGCAGCACCAGCUCUUCAACGCAUUGGUUAUACAGACUCUCAUACCAGCGGUAUUGAUGUAUCUACCGUUGUUCUUUGUUUUUGCUUUUCCUAUUUUCAAUAUCAAUCUUCCAUUAGCGAGUCCGAUCAUAUCAGUAACCAUCUCUAUUUAUACAGCCAUCGACCCGUUGCCAAGCAUUUUCAUAAUUAAAACGUAUCGGAAGUCAAUCCUCAGAAUGGUGAUGCCAAGUGGCAGGAAAUUAAAAUUUUGUUUCAGGAGGAAUCCUUAA